CCAUUUUCAUUCUGCGAUAGACGUAUGUUAUUUUUGUCUCGAUCUUACAGGUCACUUGGACUGUUUGUAUUUAGUGUGUUUUACCUGAAAGUAAAGGCUAUAUUAUUCACUAAAGGGUGUUUCUAGAGUUGCCUGUACAGUGCUACCAACAUGCAGUCUUGAGUUCCCACUCUGUCUCAUCGCUCUCGCCAUUGGAUAUAUAUUAUACAGAGAUUUUCUACACUGCCAGUUUCCCUCAACGUGGGCUUGACUUAUCUAUGGCGGACUGUGACAAGUUUUCAGAGGCAACUUUCAACAUGAAUUCACCUCAAGAAGAAAAGGCUCAUGGUCAACAACCUGACCCAGAUGCUAUAAAAAUGUUUGUCGGACAGAUUCCCAGAUCAAUGGAUGAAAAUGACCUCAGAGAAUUUCUUGAAGAGUUUGGUCCAGUGUAUCAGUUGAAUGUGUUACGAGAUAAAGUUACAGGACAGAGUAGAGGUUGUUGUUUUGUUACAUAUUACACAAGAAAAGCUGCGUUACAAGCUCAGAAUGCUCUACAUAAUGUCAAAACGAUGCCAGGGAUGCAUCAUCGUAUACAAAUGAAGCCAGCAGACAGUGAAAACAGAAAUGUAGAAGAAAGAAAAUUAUUUGUGGGGAUGAUCUCAAAGAAAUGUAAUGAAGGAGAUAUACGUCUUAUGUUUGCUCCAUUCGGGUCAAUAGAAGAGUGUACUGUACUGAGAGAUGCACAAGGUGUUAGUAAAGGUUGUGCAUUUAUUACAUUUUCAUCAAAACAGAGUGCAUUGAAUGCAAUUCAAAACAAACAUCAAUCGGUCACAAUGGAGGGUUGCUCGUCGCCACUUGUAGCAAAGUUUGCUGACACACAGAAAGAGAAAGAGGCGAAACGCAUACAACACCAAAUGGGCAACACCGGUAUGUGGGGUGUGACUGUGCCCAAUUCAGUGACAGGGCUAAAUGCUUUAGGGCCUCAGUACUUAGCGAUCGCUGUCUCGCCACAAACAUCUGAACUGGGAACAUCUCAGUAUCAAACAAGCCAAUCAGCACUGUUUCAGUUGAUGCAUCAAGCAGCUGCCACUGGCAACGUCCCAGCAUUCAAUAACAUACAACAAAUAGCAGCUCUCAGUGCAAUGGGUAUGCCACAGUUAGCAGCAUUGGCAGCAGUCAGUCAACAACAACAAGCAGCGUCACCGGCUGCAGGAGCCACAGGAAACACAAACACAUCGGUUUCAGGCAAUUCUGCUUUAGCAGGAUUGUCACCAUCAGCAUUGGUUGCUGCAGCCAAUCAGCUACAGCAAGCUGCGGUUCAAGCUGCCGCCGCAGCAACCACACCUGGCAACACAGCUAGCACAGGAAAUACACUGCCCACAUCAGGUAACACUACUGCCCCGAGUGUCACCAGUGCUGCCACUAUGGCUCAGGCCAUCGCUGCUGGACUUGGUGGAAAUCUACAAAGUUUAACAGGUUCCACAGGCAAUCUUGGUGGCCUCACAGGUGAAUUAACUGCACACAGGCAUGCACAAUUAGCAGCAACAGGUCUUGCAGGCGAUAGUCCAACUUCCAAUUGUACUAAUAAUGGUAGUAAUUUGAUUGCUGCUGCUGGACUAGCUAGUGGAUUACAGGGCUUAAGUGGAUCAACAGGCUUACCAGGGAGUGGAGUUGCAGGAUCCAUGAAUGGACUAGGAUCAACAGGGUUAAAUUCUAAUUUAUCUGGCAAUGCUGUGGACAUGAAUGCUUUAUCGCAGGCCUACUCUGGGAUUCAGCAGUAUGCAGGUUAG
This is a messenger RNA of Saccoglossus kowalevskii, 1772 nucleotides long. Its product is annotated as CUGBP Elav-like family member 1. The record is from RefSeq and is a predicted model, not a curated record. Gene Ontology annotation, molecular function: RNA binding. NCBI's taxonomy places the organism in Eukaryota, Metazoa, Hemichordata, Enteropneusta, Harrimaniidae.